AUGUCGCUCCGCAGUCUCAUUCCCAUGGCCCGCAUGGCCACCCGCACCUCUACCACUCCUCGCAUUGCAUCGAUGACUCAGCUUCGGUUCAACAGCACUGUUGUUUCCUCCACCCCACCUGCCUCGCUCAACGAGGGCGAGAAGCACCUCUACUCCAAGCUCUUUGAAAAGUUCCAGCCCACCAAGCUCAUCGUCGAGGAUAUCUCUGGUGGAUGCGGAUCGAUGUACCAAGUCGAGGUUAUAAGCUCAGCAUUCAAGGAUUUGAACAUGGUCAAGCAGCACCGUCUUGUCAACGAGACGCUGAAGGAGGAAAUCAAGGGCAUGCAUGGAAUUCGCUUGACUACCAAGGCUACCGCAUAA
Linnemannia hyalina is the source of this 360-nucleotide messenger RNA. The record is from the annotation of a GenBank genome assembly. Lineage: Eukaryota; Fungi; Mortierellomycota; Mortierellomycetes; Mortierellales; Mortierellaceae.